GCAGAGGCAGCGAUCUCAUUAGAAAAACCGGAGCGCCUUGCGCUAGAGACACAGUGCCCGCCUGGCCCCCGCCUCGCCUCACCUGGACCUGCCUGGACCCCUGCCUGCCCUCGGCCAUGGCUGUGCAUCCGCUGUCCUGGCUGCUCCGCUUGGCUGUCCUCUGCCAUCUAGCCCUGCUGCUGGCCGGACAGCAACACAGUGUCGGAAAAUGCAGAGACAUGUGCAACGCAAUGGCAAUGACCCGGGAGAUCCCCCUGAGACUCCUAAAGAGCUAUCGACCAACGGAAGCAUCUUGCCGCACACCUGCCAUCAUCUUGACAACCAAAGGGAACAGGACAUUCUGUGCGGACCCCAAGGAGGACUGGGUGCAGAAAGCCAUGCAGCAUCUGAACCGCACGGCCUCUCCCUUCCACGAGAGACAGGUCGACCCCAAGACUUCCCCGUCCACCAGGGGGACAGACCGGUCUCCGGCCUCAGAGCCCACGGCCACUGCGGAAAGCAGCAGCCAGGGGUCACGCUUGUCUGCCCCCACCUCACCGGCUCCGGAUGGAGGGCCUUCAGGUGGGCCCGAGAGAACGGAGCUUUCCGGUGUUGCUGCUGCCACCAUUGCCACCGUCACUGCCACCACCACCACUGCCACGUCCUGGCAGAGCUCUUACCAGCCUACAGUGGACCUCGGGACUGAGGGAAAGGCCUUUGAAGCUGCCUCUACCCAGACCCCCUCCACCCAGGCCCCCUCCACCCAGGCCCUCCCCACCGAUACCCCCUCCACCCAGACCCCCUCCACCCAGGCCCCCUCCACCCAGGCCCUCCCUACCCAGACCCUCCCCACCGAUAUCCCCUCCACUCAGGCCCCCUCCACUCAGGCCCCCUCCACCCAGGCCGGCUCCACCCAGACCCCCCCCACCGAUACCCCCUCCUCCCAGGCCCCCUCCCCGCAGGCCCCCACCAUUUCACACACAGCCCCAGACCACGGGCAGAACCUCACGCCGGAGAACCCUCUAGGGUCCAGUUCAGCUCACACGGAUGCUGUUACCGGGCCCGGCAGCACGCCCCGUGUCUCCGUGGCCCCCAGCAGGGAGCCAGUGGCCACAGGCAGCUGGGCCCCCACACCCAAGAACCCCCAGAGGCUGGGCAUCCUCAGCACCCCCGUCACCGAGGCCACCCGGAGGCAGGCGGUGGGGCUGCUGGCCUUCCUCGGCCUCCUCUUCUGCCUGGGGGUGGGCAUGUUCACCUAUCAGAGGCUCCAGGGCUGUCCGCGCAGCGCGGUGGGGGACAUGGUGGAGGGGCUUCGCUACAUCCCCCGGGGCUGCGGCAGCAACUCGUACGUCCUGGUGCCAGUGUGAGCGGCCCACCUGCCUGUGUCCAGGUGUUCCACUCAAACAGCUGCCGGGGGUCCCCCAUCCUCACUCCUCCUCUCCCCCAAGGGCCUGGCCCGAGCCGGGAUGAUGGAAGCAGGGAGGCAGGACCCCCAGGGGGGACUGCCCCCAAUUCCUGGCAGACACAGGAGGCCCCUUGGCCAUCCAUGACCUGCUGGAGGCAGAGGGGGUGGCUCCGAAACUCACCCCAAUGCCCCCCGAGUCGGAGAACUCUUUUGCUGCUGGCUGCUUAAAGGUUCCCUUUGACACGUCCCAGCCCCAACAAAUGAUUAUUUAUUGAAGUCUCAGCCCCUCCGGCUCGUGUCCCCAUGUAGGUACCACGGUCGUCCCUUCCACAAAUGCGUCUCGGCCAGGCCCUUCUGCACACCCCCUCCGACCUCAUCGCGUCUUGUGGUCCCGCCGCAGUCGCCAGUCACCCGGCCGCCUGCGGUGCUAGCCCCCCGCCCCCUGUACAGAGCCCACACCCCCUGUACAGAGCCCACGCCCUAGCCGGGACCUGUCUUUUCCUGCAUGAGGCGGGCGUGGUGUCUGCUGGCACUGCUCUCAGCGAAGGCUCAGCCGAGUUAGGCUCCGUGGGAACCGGAGACGAAGUCGCCUGGCUGUUUAGACUGCUUCCCUCCUCCGUCUGUGCUGAGCAGGGAGGGGACAUGGACUCUGAACGUGAAGCCCGGGGUUCUAGGCCCAGGCCCACCACCAACCUGACGAGGCAUCCUCACCUCUGGCUUCCCAUCUGUGAAAGGACACAAGGACUGCAAAUAUGUGGCAAUGACCUGUACCCCGACGGGCAUCCCUACGUGGCCAGAGGCCCCUGUCCCCAGAUCCUGGGUACAGCUUCACCGUCCGCCAUCAACAGAGCACCUUAGCCAGUCUCCAGCAGCCAGGGAGGCAGGCACUGCCCUGUGACCCAGAGGGCCUGGCAGCCCAGCUCUGCCCUGUUGGAGGGAGUCAGCACUGUGGGCCCCAGAGUGGGGGCUGGGCUGCGAUACUUGGGGGGCGGGGGGGUGGGCAGAGACCAAUCUUAAAGGUCCCUUCCUGACUUGGAGAACAGCCCCUUUCUGUGUCCACCAGGAGCACAGGAACACUGAGAUGGCCCUGGUGACAUGUGACAGGCUGAAGGAGGAGGGGAGCCUGCAGGCUCUGGGGAAGGCUGAGGCACUGCCUGGGGGCGAGGAGGGAGGGCAGGGCAGGGUCCAGGAAGAAACUGCAGGGAGCAGUCACACUCCCUGUUAGGGACUCGGUCCAGCUUUUGGUCUUUCUACCUGCAGCCUGGGCUCCCCAGCCACCUCUCUGGCUCCCUGUCCGCACGCUAUCUCCUCCCCUCACCUUUGCCCCCACGGCUGGCAGGGCCAGGAGUGUCCAUGACGUUUCCCACGAGCUCAGAAUCCACUGCUGACACCUGAGGUCCCGUGUUUAUUCUGAAAGGAACUCUGCCCUGUGGGGAGGGACCCGAGAGGGGAGGGAAUUGUGUGUGCGGGUGGGGUGGGGGAUGGGGAGGGGGGUUAAGGGGUUCCUUUUGGCCGCUGAGGAUGCAGGCAGGCCUGGGUGAGGCUGGCAGCUGUGGCUGGCCAGCACCCCACCCAGAGCUGGACCUGCAGCCCCCCGGCCCCUCAGGGUCCCUGAUGGCAGCUCCCCACCUCCCUCUGAUUGUCCCCAAGACUGACCCUUGCCCUCCACCUGAGAAGCCUCCCAAGGGUGGGGCCCCCUCCAGGUACAGGUGACACAUCCCUUUACAGACGGAUGCUCAGAGGGAGCAGGCACAGCUCUGGUCCAUAAAGGGAGGGCCAGGCCCGCCUGCACCCCCCCGCUGGACAUGGCACCCCCUGAUUGGGCCUGGCUUGAGUCGGGGGCACUUUUGGGAAAACAGCAGGUCUGAAUGCACUUUUACAGGCUCCUCCCAGCUGGGAGCCUUCAAGGGGAGGGGCACCCAUGAUGGGGUUCCCCUCCUUUGUCAGAAAGCAGCUGGGGCAGCUGGUCCCCUUCCCACAGACCUUGUUAGCUCCCCCGCAACGGGACAUGGACAAGGACAAUUUGGGGAGGACUUUAGAAGGAGACGGUUGAUCCUUUUGCUUUCCCAACCCCAUCACCAAUGUCUGUGCCAUUUUGUAUUUUACUAAUAAAAUGGGAAAGUCUUGUGGAUCAAA
Molecule: messenger RNA, 3520 nt
Organism: Myotis myotis
Lineage: Eukaryota; Metazoa; Chordata; Mammalia; Chiroptera; Vespertilionidae
Gene: CX3CL1
Product: C-X3-C motif chemokine ligand 1
Exons: 4
Coding region: 117-1346 (409 amino acids)
Biological process (GO): lymphocyte chemotaxis; G protein-coupled receptor signaling pathway; cellular response to type II interferon
Cellular component (GO): extracellular region
Molecular function (GO): CCR chemokine receptor binding; chemokine activity
Source: RefSeq, a predicted model, not a curated record